Mya arenaria is the source of this 786-nucleotide messenger RNA. RefSeq lists its product as uncharacterized. The record is from RefSeq and is a predicted model, not a curated record. The transcript has a single exon. NCBI's taxonomy places the organism in Eukaryota, Metazoa, Mollusca, Bivalvia, Myida, Myidae. The coding region runs from base 1 to 786 and encodes 261 amino acids.
AUGACUUCAAAAAUUGACAAAUCAACAAAUAUGUUAGAGAAAAAAAUCGAACAAAUUGUAGACAAAGAUAGUGAAGGACUGAAUAUCAGAGAAAUAAUCAAAGAGAUAUUCAGCGACAUGAAAGAGAUUCUGCUUGGGUCAGUUUUUUUACGCAUUGACAAAUUAGAGAACCAACAGUUUGACAGAGAUACUGACAAAGAAAAACAAUCAAAGAAAAUUGAAUCGCUCGAAAAACGUAUUAAAGACAAAGACAAUGAAAUUAUUAACCUAAAAAGAGAGGUACAUGAAAAUGAAUCAAAAAACGAAUUUGCGCACAAUGAAUUCGAACAAUACACGCGUUUAAACAAUAUUCGAAUUAGAGGCCUACCGGAAACUAAUGACAAAGCCAACCCAGAAAGACCAGAAGAAACGACCCAAAAACUUGUUAAAAAGCUAACCGAACGCAACAUUAACGUUACCUUCGAUGACAUUGACAUCGCCCAUAGGCUCCGAAAAACUACGGACGGGAAAAGGGAUGUCAUCGUAAGGUUCAAAUCACGCAUGAAGCGAGAUCUUGUUAUGAGGAGCAAACGCAGCCUACGGGGAACCGGGAUCUUUAUUUUUGAUGACUUGACAAAACUUAACCACGAUGUUUUUAUGAGUGUUCGUCUCAAAAUGAAAGACGAGGUUGAUCAAGCAUGGGUCUCAAACGGAAAGAUACUAUACAGAAAUAAACAGGACCGCAUCGUUCGGGUCGACUACAGUGACUACGACAGCUGGCUGGAUCUACCUUGGCCACACACGUAA